Colius striatus (speckled mousebird) is the source of this 4490-nucleotide messenger RNA. It is a transcript of the gene HDLBP, whose product is annotated as high density lipoprotein binding protein. NCBI's taxonomy places the organism in Eukaryota, Metazoa, Chordata, Aves, Coliiformes, Coliidae. The record is from RefSeq and is a predicted model, not a curated record. Gene Ontology annotation, molecular function: mRNA binding. Bases 226 to 4029 code for a protein of 1267 amino acids. Gene Ontology annotation, cellular component: cytoplasm; nucleus. The transcript is spliced from 28 exons.
CAGGGGUGGGAGGGGCCGCCCGUGUGCUGGUAGGUCACGCACAUCCCUCUUCUUCACCAAGAUGGCGGCCGGCCCCUCGGCCUCGUACCCAGCAUAGGCUUCGCCGCGGGCCUACUAGAGCAAAAGCUGGCAGGCUGACAGACGGGCAGCUUACAGGACGGACUCUCUGGCUACUGACCAUUUAGCUGUGGCAUACCCGGAUUGUGUGUGGGUGGGAAGUCGACAAUGAGCUCCGUGGCAGUUUUGACCCAGGAGAGCUUCGCUGAACACCGCAGCGGCCUGGCUCAGCAGCAGGUGAAAGUUACAGCUUUAAACUCUGAAGAAGAGAAUGAUCCUCCAACCUACAAGGAAGCCUUCCCUCCGCUCCCUGAGAAAGCACCAUGUUUGGAAGCUGCCCAGGAACCUGCUGGGCCCUGGAGCAAAAUCCGACCAAUAAAGGCUUCUGUCAUCACUCAGGUGUUUCACGUGCCACUGGAGGAGAGGAAAUACAAGGACAUGAAUCAGUUUGGAGAAGGAGAGCAGGCCAAGAUCUGCCUUGACAUCAUGCAGAAGACGGGAGCUCACCUGGAGCUGUCUCUCGCGAAGGACCAGGGCCUCUCCAUCAUGGUCUCUGGCAAGCUGGAAGCAGUCAUGAAGGCUCGGAAGGAGAUUGUCGCUCGGCUGCAGACUCAGGCUUCGGCGACAGUUGCCAUCCCCAAGGAGCACCAUCGUUUUGUCAUCGGAAAGAACGGCGAGAAGCUGCAGGACCUGGAGCUCAAAACUGCAACUAAAAUCCAGAUCCCCCGCCCAGACGACCCCAGCAACCAAAUCAAGAUCACUGGCACUAAAGAAGGGAUUGAGAAGGCCCGACAUGAGAUCUUGCUUAUCUCUGCUGAGCAGGACAAGCGUGCCGUGGAGCGGCUGGACGUGGAGAAGGUGUAUCACCCCUUCAUUGCUGGCCCCUACAACAAGCUGGUGAGCGAGCUCAUGCAGGACACGGGGACACGCAUCAACAUCCCUCCACCCAGCGUUAACAAGACAGAGAUAGUCUUCACAGGAGAAAAGGAGCAGCUGGCCCAGGCCGUGGCUCGUGUUAAGAAGAUCUACGAGGAGAAGAAAAAGAAGACUACUACCAUUGCAGUGGAGGUGAAGAAGUCCCAGCACAAGUAUGUCAUCGGCCCCAAAGGGAAUUCCCUGCAGGAGAUCUUGGAGAAAACUGGAGUCUCUGUCGAGAUCCCACCCACUGACAGCAGCUCGGAGACGGUGAUACUGCGAGGCGAGCCUGAAAAGCUUGGGCAAGCACUGACUGAGGUCUAUGCAAAGGCCAACAGUUUUACCGUCUCCUCGGUCUCUGCCCCCUCCUGGCUUCAUCGUUUCAUUAUUGGAAAGAAAGGACAAAACCUGGCCAAAAUAACUCAGCAAAUGCCAAAGGUUCACAUCGAAUUCACUGAAGGAGAGGACAAAAUCACUUUGGAAGGACCUACAGAAGAUGUGAAUGUGGCCCAGGAACAGAUUGAAGUCAUGGUCAAGGAUCUGAUCAACCGGAUGGAUUAUGCAGAAAUCAACGUUGACCACAAAUUCCACCGACACCUCAUUGGCAAGAACGGAGCGAACAUUAACAGAAUUAAGGACCUCUACAAGGUGUCUGUGCGCAUUCCCCCGGACAACGAGAAGAGCAACCUGAUCAGAAUUGAAGGAGACCCACAGGGGGUCCAACAGGCCAAGAAAGAGCUGCUGGAACUCGCUUCCCGUAUGGAAAACGAACGCACCAAGGACCUAAUCAUCGAGCAGAAGUUCCACCGGACCAUCAUCGGGCAGAAGGGCGAGCGGAUCCGGGAGAUCCGGGAGAAGUUCCCAGAGGUUAUCAUCAACUUCCCUGACCCUGCGCACAAGAGUGACAUCGUCCAGCUUAGAGGUCCCAAAAAUGAGGUGGAGAAGUGCACCAAGUACAUGCAGAAGAUGGUGGCAGACCUGGUUGAAAACAGCUUUUCUAUUUCUGUCCCCAUCUUCAAACAAUUCCACAAGAACAUCAUAGGGAAAGGAGGUGCCAACAUCAAGAAGAUCCGUGAAGAGAGCAACACCAAAAUUGAUCUCCCAGCAGAGAACAGCAACUCAGAGACAAUUGUUAUCACAGGCAAGAGAGCAAACUGUGAGGCUGCUCGCCACAGAAUCCUUGCCAUCCAGAAGGAGCUGGCCAACAUCACAGAGGUGGAGGUCUCCAUUCCUUCCAAACUGCACAACUCCCUCAUUGGCGCCAAAGGCCGCUUCAUCCGCUCCAUCAUGGAGGAGUGUGGUGGGGUCCACAUCCACUUCCCCACCGAGGGCUCUGGCAGUGACACAGUGACCAUCAGGGGCCCGGCCCAGGAUGUGGAGAAAGCCAAGAAACAGCUGCUGCACCUGGCAGAGGAGAAGCAAACAAAGAGUUACACCGUGGACCUCCGUGCAAAGCCAGAGUACCACAAGUUCCUGAUUGGAAAAGGUGGCGGCAACAUCCGUAAGGUGCGCGACAACACCGGGGCCCGCAUCAUCUUCCCAACCUCUGAGGACAAGGAUCAGGAGCUGAUCACCAUCAUGGGAACUGAGGAGGCUGUCAAAGAGGCACAGAAGGAGCUGGAGGCCCUCAUCAAGAACCUGGAUAAUGUGGUUGAAGACUCCAUGGUGGUUGACCCCAAGCACCACCGGCACUUUGUCAUCCGGAGAGGGCAAGUUCUGCGCGAGAUCGCGGAUGAGUACGGUGGGGUGAUGGUCAGCUUCCCGCGCUCUGGCACCCAGAGCGACAAAGUCACACUCAAGGGAGCCAAGGACUGUGUGGAGGCAGCCAAGAAACGCAUCCAGGAGAUCAUUGAAGACCUGGAAGCUCAAGUGACAAUCGAAUGCACCAUCCCACAAAAGUUCCACCGCUCCAUUAUGGGCCCCAAGGGAUCCCGGAUCCAGCAGAUCACCCGGGACUAUGGUGUCCAGAUCAAAUUCCCUGACAGGGAGGAGAACCCAGCCCCUGUUGCAGAGCCAGUUGUGCAGGAGAAUGGCGAGGAAGGUGGGGAAGGCAAGGAGGGGAAGGAUACAGAUCCCAGCUCUCCAAAGAAGUGCGACAUCAUCGUCAUCUCUGGCCGCAGGGAGAAGUGUGAGGCAGCCAAGGAGGCACUGCAGGCUCUGGUUCCUGUCACCAUUGAGGUGGAAGUUCCCUUCGACCUUCACCGUUACAUCAUUGGCCAGAAGGGAAGUGGGAUCCGCAAAAUGAUGGAUGAGUUUGAAGUGAACAUCCAGGUCCCUGCUCCUGAGCUGCAGUCAGAUAUCAUCACCAUCACUGGGCUGGCUACCAACCUGGACCGUGCCAAGGCCGGGCUGCUUGAAAGAGUGAAGGAGCUGCAGGCUGAACAAGAGGAUCGGGCCCUGCGAAGCUUCAAGCUGACGGUCACUGUGGAUCCCAAGUACCACCCCAAGAUCAUCGGGCGCAAGGGAGCCGUGAUCACCCAGAUUCGCACAGAGCACGAGGUCAACAUCCAGUUCCCUGACAAGGACGACGAAAGCCAGGCCCAAGACCAGAUCACCAUCACUGGCUACGAGAAGAACGCUGAGGCCGCCCGGGACGCCAUCAUGAAGAUUGUGGUGGAGCUGGAGCAGAUGGUGUCGGAGGACGUGACUCUGGACCACCGCGUGCACGCGCGCAUCAUCGGCGCCCGCGGCAAAGCCAUCCGCAAGAUCAUGGACGAGUUCAAGGUGGAUAUUCGCUUUCCCCAGAGCGGAGCUCCUGACCCCAACUGUGUGACUGUGACAGGGCUCCCUGAGAACGUGGAGGAAGCUAUCGACCACAUCCUGAACCUGGAGGAGGAAUACCUCGCAGAUGUGGUGGACAACGAGGCAAUGCAGGUGUACAUGAAACCCUCAUCACAUGAAGAGUCCAAAGCUCCUUCCAAGGGCUUCGUGGUGAGAGACGCCCCCUGGGCCACCGUCAACAACGAGAAGGCCCCUGAUAUGAGCAGUUCUGAAGACUUCCCCAGCUUUGGGGCUCAAGUGGCCCCCAAGACUCUUCCCUGGGGACCCAAACGAUAAUGACCUGGAAGCAGAAACUCUUCCAGCCCGCUGAUCUGACACUAACCUGCCACAAAUACUUCCUGUCUGAAAUCUGACCCAGCGGCUGGAGCACAAGUCAGUUGCCCCCAAGAGGUCUCCUAAUGGUGUCUGGAGUGCUAGAGCCCAUCCUGCUCCCCUCAGCUAUCACCGUGGCUAGGACCCACCCUCAUCUCUCGAUGGAUAUUCUUUCCUCCUUUGGAACGAGACUUCCACUCAGAUUCAAACACUAAAUGUGUGUGUUUUUGUUAGAAACUUCAUAAUUGACUCCAAGUGGCUUAGAUUCGCAGCUCCCCCAGCGCUAGCAGAGCAACCUGCUCUCUUGAGCAUGUCCGACUAGGCGUUCUGGCCCUCAUUAGGAGACCUCCUUUACUGUGGCUAGGAAUCUACUUCCUGUCUCAUGACCUCAGGAAAUAAAUUUCCUUGACUUUCUAAAGCCAAAA